This is a messenger RNA of Vicia faba (fava bean), 510 nucleotides long. The record is from the annotation of a GenBank genome assembly. NCBI's taxonomy places the organism in Eukaryota, Viridiplantae, Streptophyta, Magnoliopsida, Fabales, Fabaceae.
AUGGAGCAAACGGAAUUGAGGUCAGCCGUCAAAAACCUCAGUGCUACCGACGUCGACAAUUCAUCGUCUCCAGAGAUACAAUCGGAGUUGCUGAGUGCGACGAAACCUGAAAACAUUGGUGAUAAUAGUAAUUGUGAUGAAGGUAAGGUUGCAGAUAAACCAGAGGAAACCCUAAAAGCCGAUUUGGGAGUUAACCUCGAGGAUAGUUCUAUGACACGCAAGAUCAAAAAGAAGCAAUGGAUUCCAAAAGGUAAAAUUGCUACUCCUAAUGUAAUCCAAGAUGAUACUAUUGAAAAGAAUACUGAGAUGAUCACCACUCCUAAUGUGAGCCAGCAUAAUAGUGAAGAGGAGAAUGAAGAGGAAUUCUGGUCAAAGCCCAAUAAAGCUAGCAGAGAUAGAGGGAAGGCCAUCAUCCAAACCAGUAAUUCUUCAGGUGUCCAUGGUAACAAUGGCUUUGAGGUUCUAGGUGGUUGGAAUGAGCCAUUAGUAGCCUUUGAUAUGGGGACAUGA